GAAUUGUCGGAUACAGCCGUUGUCCACCACAUUAAUGAUGGCUGCGCCUGGAAUACAACCACAUGGCUUAUUGAAGUUAAACCGGAAAGCCAACUUUUAAGGCCGACACACAAUCAAAAAGAUCAAGCAUAAAUACUAGGAAUUUUAUAGGUUAUGGACAUUUCGCUCACGUUUCUCCAACAUUCAUCAGUUAAACAUCGCCAGUGUACAGUGUAAAUAUCCCCUAGUGGGAUCUACAAACGAUCCAAUAAACCAUGUCCUCACUCACGAGCAAAUAAAUAUCAGAGCCAAGUGAUUGAACAGUUACAACAAUGUUGUCAAUACGUUUAAACCCUCUACAAACAUCCUUAAAAUGUUUGAGUAUUGUACGAAUCCUUCAGAACAAUCACUACCUCUUGCAAAAUGGAUCCCCAACCCCAACAGUGUCAGACUUUUAUUUAUUUCGACUCCAAACUCACAAACAAUUGCAUUGCACCCACAAACGUUUUUACACUGUGGAAAAAUUUGCGUCUAAGGAUCCGGAUGUGUUUGGUGAUAUUGCCGGUAAUAAGUUUGAGGAAUUUCCUCUAGAUCCCGAUGAACAAGAACAAGAAGAUUUUGAAAAAAAUGAAGCAACAGUUCCAAGAAGAUUAAAACUCUCUAAGGGUCAAUAUGCAGAUUUGAUAAAAGAACAUAUUGGAAAGGGAGAUUUACAAUCCGCAGUGAAGGUACUCGAUCUGGUGAAGGAAAAUCGUGAUAAACCAACUACAUAUAUGUACAAUCUCCUAUUAAGAGCCUACGCAGUUCAGGGAAAUUUAAUUAGUGCGUGGAAAACAUUUACGUCCAUGAAGAGGCGAGCACUGCCAUUGAAUGCUGCAACAUACGUGAGUGUUAUUAAUGCUUGUGCCAAUUCGCCUAAACGAGAGCUGGCUCUGGAUCGGUUGGCGAAUAUUAGAGAGGAAAUGAUGCUGAAGAAUGUAGUUUUAAAUGAGGUGCAUUACAAUGCCAUGGUAAAGGCUUAUGGGAGGCACGAGAGUCUGCUUGACGCUUUCCAAAUUGUUGAUCAGAUGAUUGAUAACAAAGUCACGAUUGGAGUGGACACAUUUAAAUCUUUGCUUUAUGCCUGCAUCUCUAACAAGGAACAUGGUUUACGUCAUGCUUUAGUUGUCUGGCACAUGAUGCACAGGUGGAGGAAACAACCUGAUCUGUUGACAUACAAUCUCAUGCUGAGAGCGAUCAGAGACACCAAAAUGGGAAACUUAAAAUCGAACGAUGUUCUGCUCUUGAAUUACCAAAAUUCGAGGAUUUUAGUCAGUGACUCGCUUAAGCCUGAUCUACUAGCACAUCCUCCUGUGGUCUCCAACAUUCACUUGCCGGAAAGGAGCGCUGAAUCACCUGAUAUGAUCUCCCAGGCUCCGAUAAAAACAUCAGCUGUAGUUGCGAAUAAUGGAAAGUGUGAGGAUUUCAAGCUGGAAGAGAUUCAUGAAAAAAAUAAAUUGAUUCUGUUCGGGGGAUUCAAUGGAUUUAUGCAAAGACUUGAAGCUGAUGGGAUUCAACCUGAUGUUAAAACUAUAACGUUGUUAUUAGAUCUUGUGCCUGAUUCGUUGGCCAUCGAACGUAAACUCCUCAGUGUGGCAAGAACUCACAAGAUUGCGUUGGAUAUUGACUUCUUCAACAUGUUGAUCAAGAAAAGGAGCUUCAGAAAGGAUUACAAAGCGGCUAAGGAAGUGCUAGACGACAUCCAAAGACACAAUCUCGUUCCUGAUAUGAUCACCUGGGGAGUCCUAGCGCUGGGCUGCAAAACGCUGGAUGACGCUCAAACCCUUCUCGAUGGUCUCGAGACUGCAGGUCACACUUUAAAUCCUGUGAUCGCUGGAUCCCUCCUAGGAAAUGCCUGUUCCAUGAAUAAUAUUCCCUAUAUCCUUGAAAUUCUCAAACUCCUGAUGCUUCUCCGCAUUCGUCCCUCCUCCCACAUCUACACUAUUCUCGAUAAAUACAAGCGUAAAGUAGAGGAUAAUUUGAAAUCUGAUCAAUCUACAAAAAUAUACCGAAAACCAGAAUUUCGAAAGAAGUUUGAAGUAUUUAAAACUCGUUAUGAAAAAUUCCAGCUGAAAUUCAAUCGAGAAGAUAAUCCUGAAUACAUUAGAGAUAGAAGAAGCCGACCCUCGAGAACUACGUCAACUGUACAUAAUUAUCAGAAGUAAAAUCCAAUAAAUAUAUAAAAAAAAAUUUAUUUCAAUA
Molecule: messenger RNA, 2220 nt
Organism: Diachasmimorpha longicaudata
Lineage: Eukaryota; Metazoa; Arthropoda; Insecta; Hymenoptera; Braconidae
Product: pentatricopeptide repeat-containing protein 1, mitochondrial
Exons: 3
Coding region: 312-2183 (623 amino acids)
Molecular function (GO): protein binding
Source: RefSeq, a predicted model, not a curated record